AAAGAAAAAACCCACGUUUGAUAAAAACGUGUAUAAACACCAAAUAAGAGCGAAUAAAUCCAUCCUUGAAAACCUACACAAAAUCUUUCAAGCCGCCCCUAUUGACCACCGGCGAUCGGAAAAUGGUAAAACACCAUCACCGCCGAUCGGAGUGGCGGGUGUCAUCCAAAAUGUCGAUCCCCAUUUGGGUUUAUUAUAAUUAAGCAUUUCAAAAUGGAGAAGACUGUUAAUAAUAAGUAUUGUAAAGAGCUAGAAGUGGGUGUGAAAGUUGUGCAAAUGGCUUGUUGUUUAUGUCAGAAAUUGCAAAAAGGUUCAUUUGGUCCUAACCCAGAUCAUGUUGUUUCUAAACAUGAUGAUUCACCUGUUACUGUUGCUGAUUGGAGUGUACAAGCAAUGAUUAGUUGGAUACUAUCAGACACAUUUGGUAGAGAAAAUGUGUCAAUUGUUGCUGAAGAAGAUGCACAAACACUCUCUGAUGGUAAUGCCACAAGUUUAUUGGAGUCCGUGGUUGCAACCGUGAAUGAAAGUUUAGCCAUGGCACCACGUUUUGGUCUGAAGGGACCACCCGCACCCCUUGGGGGUUCCGAAGUUCUUGAUGCUAUAAGCCGGUGCAACUCAACUGGUGGUCCGGUGGGAAGGCAUUGGGUCCUUGACCCUGUUGAUGGAACUUUAGGGUUCGUGCGUGGAGGCCAGUAUGCUGUGGGUUUGGCUUUGAUUGAAAAUGGGAAGGUUGUGGUUGGAGUUCUUGGGUGUCCUAAUUAUUCGAGUAAAAAGAAAUUGGUUAACAACUCAAGUUCACCAAAAUCGGAUUUGUGGCAAGAAGGAUGUGUUAUGUACACAAGUAAAGGUAGUGGUCAAUCUUGGAUGCAGCCAUUAGUUCAUGGUGAUGGGACCUUCGAGUGGCCCAAUUCAGCUAGUGUUAUACGGGUUUCUUCUAUUGAUAACCCUGUAAUGGCUACAUUUUGUGAACCUGUGGAGAAAGCCAACUCUAACCAUUCGUAUAGUGCUGGAAUUGCAUACAGUUUAGGACUUAGAAAGCAACCGUUGCGUGUUUACAGCAUGGUGAAAUAUGCUGCAAUUGCACGUGGAGAUGCAGAGAUAUAUAUGAAGUUUGCAAAAGCCGGAUAUAAGGAAAAGAUAUGGGAUCAUGCUGCAGGGGUGGUGAUUGUGGAAGAAGCUGGUGGUGUAGUGACUGAUGCUGGCGGAAGGCCAUUGGAUUUUUCAAAAGGGGUGUAUCUCGAAGGUCUUGAUCGGGGUAUCGUGGCUUGUUCCGGGUUGAACUUACAUGAGAAAAUCAUAGGGGCUGUUUAUGCUAGUUGGGACUCUUCUCACUUGUAAAAACUUUCUUUUAAGCAAAUUCUUCAAAAGGGCUGUUACAAGUCAUAUAGUCGUAUGUUGUCUUUCAAGAUUAGCUGUUGAAGACUUGAGGUCUUGAGGACUAUAGUUUUUUGCAGUUAGCUUUCAAUUAAUAUACUCCUUUUUAAUUCUUAAUAAGAAACAUAAUUUUGUAGA
Erigeron canadensis is the source of this 1512-nucleotide messenger RNA. Its product is annotated as PAP-specific phosphatase HAL2-like. Lineage: Eukaryota; Viridiplantae; Streptophyta; Magnoliopsida; Asterales; Asteraceae. Gene Ontology annotation, molecular function: 3'(2'),5'-bisphosphate nucleotidase activity. Bases 214 to 1338 code for a protein of 374 amino acids. The transcript has 3 exons. Gene Ontology annotation, biological process: phosphatidylinositol phosphate biosynthetic process; sulfate assimilation. The record is from RefSeq and is a predicted model, not a curated record.